Molecule: messenger RNA, 4901 nt
Organism: Acipenser ruthenus (sterlet)
Lineage: Eukaryota; Metazoa; Chordata; Actinopteri; Acipenseriformes; Acipenseridae
Product: GTPase IMAP family member 8-like
Exons: 3
Coding region: 661-2970 (769 amino acids)
Molecular function (GO): GTP binding
Source: RefSeq, a predicted model, not a curated record
AACCAGUUUGUACUGGUCAUAAGAAGCCCUGAAAGAUGCUGCCAGUGGAUUUUCUACUGGUUCUAGUCCCUGUUGUUAAAAUAUCAUUCUUAUAUUAUCCGCGCAUUACAAUUUGAAGAAAACUCGCCAGCGCAUUUUAGCAAAUACGUUCAGGUACAGUAGCAAUACCUUCAUAUUAACAGCCUAGUGGCAGGGGUGCUGGAGUUAUUUGGGUGUGUGAACUAUGCAUCAGCUGCAGAGUCACUUACAACUACGUCUCACCCGAAAGACGAAGCACAAGGAGGUGAAGUGACUUGCUCAGGGUCACACAAUGAGUCAGUGGCUGAAGUGGGAUUUGAACCGGGGACCUCCUGGUUACAAGCCCUUUUCUUUAACCACUGGACCACACAGCCUCCUGGGUGCCGGGGGUGCGGCAGCUUCGCAUGGCUUCCAUCAUAUACAGGGGUUACAGUUUUGUUUAAUAGCUUUCAGAACCCCCACUUUAAAAAUUGUUGGUGCCGCUGCCUAGCGGUUGAUUUGAUCAGCUUGUAUGCCGGCCUGUAUUGCAAAAUCUGGCUGUUGUUUAUCCCGACGUUACGUCCAAGGCACCACACCUCUGCUUCCUUGCCAGAUUCCAAGAUCCUCUUUGGAAAAGCGUCGUCGAAGCCCCACUGUAGAGAGAUGGCAGCUGCAGGUUUUGAACCCGGUGCCGGGCGGGGAAUCAUGGCUGCAGAACAAGAGGCUGAAGAAACUGUUUCUCAAGAGCUGCACAGUGCCUCUGAGCUGAGGAUCGUGCUGCUUGGGAGAAGCUGGGCUGGAAAGAGUUCAUCAGGAAACACCAUCCUGGGCAGAGAGGAGUUUAGAUCCGGAUCCAGCUUCUCUGCCGUAAUGAAGGAGUGUAAGAAGAGAACAGGAGAAGUGUCUGGGAGACGGGUCACUGUGGUCGACACUCCAGACUUGUUAGACACAGACCGGGUUGACAUUGAGAGAUGUGUUUCUCUUUCUGCCCCGGGACCCCACGCUUUCCUCCUGGUGAUACCCGUGUAUCCAAAAGAAAUGAUUGACACUUGUCGUGAGUCUAUAGUAGAACAAUAUUGCAAAUCCUUUGAUAAAGUUCAGGAGCUGUUUGGUGAGAGAGCUGUGAGGAACACGAUGAUCCUUUUCACCCGCGGGGAUGUUCUGACAGGCAGGACGAUUGAGCAGCACAUUGAGGAAGCUGGUGAGGAGCUCCAGCAGUUUGUUGAGAAAUGUGGGAACAGGUAUCAUGUUCUCAACAAUAAGAACAGGAGCGAUCGCACUCAGGUCACACAGCUCCUGGACAAGAUAGAGAACAUGGUGAAGGGAAGUGGAGGCUGCUACACUGUGGAGAUGUGCCUGGAGGAGAAACUUAGACAAACGGAACGAGAGCUUAAAGAGAUGAAACAGAAAUAUGAGGAGGAACAGUGCAGGAGAAGAGAAGAGAUGAAACAGAAAGAUGAAGAGGAUCAGAGGAGGAGAGAAGAUGAGCUGAUGGAGAAGUUGAAGCAAAUGAAGGAAGAGGAGCUGGAGAAAGAGGCAGAGGAAUCCAAGCUGCCUGUCAGGAGAAGGAACAGCAUUGAAGGAGAGCGUCCCAACUUGUCUGGAGGUGAAGGAGAGGCUCCCCUUGCAGAUACCCAAGCGCCUCCCAGCCCCCCUGAGCUGAGGAUGGUGCUGCUUGGGAAGACUGGGGCUGGGAAGAGUGCAGCAGGAAACACCAUCCUGGGCAGAGAGGAGUUCAGAUCUGAAGCCAGCUCCUCUGCAGUAACGAGGGAGUGUGAGAAGAGAAAAGAACAAGUGGCUGGGAGACGAGUUGCUGUGAUCGACACUCCAGAGCUGUCUCAGGACAAACUCCAGAUUAGGAGCUGUGUUUCUUUGUCUGCCCCGGGACCCCACGCUUUCCUCCUGGUGAUACCGGUGGGCCGAUUCACAGAGGAAGAGAGGAGAGCAGUGGAGACAGUCCAGGAGAUAUUCAGUGAGGAGGCUGUGAGGAGGUACAUGAUGCUCCUUUUCACACACAGUGACAAACUGAAAGGCAAGACCAUUGAGGAUUAUAUUCAGACAGGCUGCAAGGAGCUCCAGCAGCUUGUUGAGAAAUGUGGGAACAGGUAUCAUGUUCUCAACAAUGAGGAUAGGAGAGAUCGCACUCAGGUCACACAGCUCCUGGACAAGAUAGACAACAUGGUGAAGGGAAACAACGGCAGCUACUACACCAGUGAGAUGUACCAGCAAGCAGAAGCAAAGAUCAGACAAAGACAAGAGGAGAUACUGAAGGUGAAGGAAGAGACGAUAUUGAGGGAGGAAGAGGAACUGAGGGCAAAGCACCUGAAAGAACUGGAGAACAUGGAAAGGAAGAUGAGAUUGGAAAUCCAGAAACGAGACAAGAAGAUCAGAGAGCUGGAGGAGAGGAUAGGAGAGCUGGAGGAAGAGCUGAGGAAAGAACAGGGAGAGAAUCACAGGAUCAAACUGGAGGAAGAGCUGAGGAGAAAGAGAGAGGAUAGAGAAAGGGCAGAGCGAGAGAAGGAAGAGUGCAUGGAGAAGGGGGAGAGAGAGAUGGGAGAGUACGAGGAGAAACACAGGAGAGAGAUGGAGGCAGUCAGGCAGCGCUACGAGGAAAUCAUUAGACCAGAAGCAGAGAGAGUCAAUGAGUUUAUAAGCAGAUAUGAAAAGCCAGCUGAAGCGAGAGGAGAAAGGGCAGCACUAGGGGCAGUGGUGAGUGCAGUAGCAGGAGCACUGAGAGAAGGGGCUGAGGUAGGGGCAGUAUUACACACAGUAUCCAGAGCAAUAAGAGAAGAGACAGCGCUAGGGGCAGUAUUGCACGCUGCAAAGGAAGCAAUAAGAAAAGGAGCAGCUCAAAGGGCAGUGAUCAGUGCAGUAGCAGCAGCACUGAGAGAAGGGGCUGCGAUCGGGACAGUAUUGCACACAGUAGCAGAAGCAAUAGAGGCAGCACCACAGGAACCCAGUCAAGAGCAGUGAGACAGAGGGUGCUGCUAUUGGACAGGGGGUGGGGUUAUUGAACAGUGGGGGGGGGGGGGGGUGUUAUUGAAUAAUAUCUGAGCAAGAUCUGACGUCCAUAUUCAGAAACAACACUUGUUCUGUUUCACCCUGUAACAAUAUAAACACUGAGUAACACUAAAAAGCUGUUACAAUAGGGACUCCACAUCAAUGAAGGCUUAAACACUGCUGUUCCUGUUAAUAUCGCACUGGACCACUAGAUGUCAGUAUACAACCAAAUAACAAAAUACACGAGGCUGCAGCGCGUUCUGAAGGCAUGUACCUGCAUUUAAAUGGACAGCGCCCCCUUCUCUGGUCUCAUGCAAUUGCACUGUAACGUCAGUAUUCAGAAACCACACUUGAGGGUGAGUGCUCACUUCAGUGCACACGGCCAGUAGGAGCCACACUCGGAGCACUUCAGUGAGCACAAACACUCGGGUGUUUUAUUCUUGAGAAUGAACGGGCUGCUUGUCCUCCUCUUGCUCGUCACUUUUCUUAUGUUCUCGUGUAUUUGAACCUCCUUGUUCAGGGACUCUGUCCGUUUCAAAAUGUAUAUAAACAGCUGAACCCUGAUUUGACUGUGUUGCUCAGCGCUGUGAUGAUCAAUGUAUAGAAACAGCUGAACCCUGAUUUGAAUGUGUUGCUCAGCGCUGUGAUGAUCAAUGUAUAGAAACAGCUGAACCCUGAUUUGAAUGUGUUGCUCACCGCUGUGAUGAUCAAUGUUUAUGAUCAUCUGCUUUCUUAUCAACAAGUUCUGAAGCUGAGGGAACAGGAAGCUUGAAACGUGGUUCCAGGAGAUCACCGGGAGACCUAGUUUGAGGCAGCUUUGCUGUAUCAAACCCCAAGUCUCCCCUGGUGUGCCAUGCAGCGGCCUGAAACCUCGUCUCCUGAAACCAAGUUACAAGCCACAAAGUGACUCUGUGUCCCUUCAGCUUAAGAGCUAUAAUCAGUGAACAGAACAGAACUGAAGCUGUGUGUCUGCGGGAGUUCACUGCUCUGAGUUAUUCUGCACGAGAAAAGGUCAAGGGUAAGAUUUUAUUAAUGACGUAAGAAAUAUAGAUUUUCAUUUUGUUUUAUUUGAACUAACAGGUCACUUCUAUUUUAGUUGAAAUGAAAUGAGAAAGUUUGUCUUAGAUUUAGACUGCUUUCACUAAAUGAUAUUUAACAAUAAAAUGUAAAUAAUGUAAAAAGCAUUAUUCAGAAGUGGAAUAUUAUUUUCCAGUGUAUAAUGAAUACACCCUGUUUUAUACUAAUAAAUAUUCCUUCAGCAGCUAAGCACCGAGACGCUGUGUAUAGCAGAGGACUAUAAGGUGUGUGUACCAAGCAGUGUAUUAAUAAAAGUGUCACUAUAGACUCCCUGCAAGCCUGUGUGUGGAUCCCUUCAUUCUCCAGUCUGACCCUGGAUACAGGAUAAUAAGCCCUUUACAAUUCACAUGCAUUUGCAGGGUUUGUAGCGAUCUCAGGGGCUCUCAAUAAUAAACGCCUGUUUCAAUGUGAAUUCUUCUCUGUGUUGUUGUUCAGUGUGUGUGAUCAGCCCCUUCAUUAAAGCAGGUGGGGGAGUCCCAGGGAGCAGGUUGUGAUUUGCAGAGCUGACCUGGGAUACAGGGAGGGGGAGGGUGCUGGUGUUGAUUCAGCUCUCACCUGGUACCAGCGUGCAAUGGGAUGACACUCCUCUCUUACCUGCGGGGCACAUAUUGCACUGGAUCAGUGAUUCAAAACAACUGGCUUUACAAAGAGAGAACACAAAGACCCUUGCUUACUAAGUGCCUUCAAUAUAUACAGGAUGACAGCGUGGAUCCUAUUGCAGAGCGGUUUGAGCCAGUCCAGGUUUUACAUGAAUAAGAUCCCCAUUGCCUACCCUGUGGGAGUAUUUACAGCUUCACAGUGAUUUGAUCAAUUUCACUUCUGGCGUU